This is a messenger RNA of Ooceraea biroi (clonal raider ant), 2588 nucleotides long. RefSeq names its product dim gamma-tubulin 3. Gene Ontology annotation, biological process: spindle assembly; microtubule organizing center organization. Gene Ontology annotation, cellular component: HAUS complex; mitotic spindle; microtubule organizing center. The record is from RefSeq and is a predicted model, not a curated record. NCBI's taxonomy places the organism in Eukaryota, Metazoa, Arthropoda, Insecta, Hymenoptera, Formicidae.
UGAAUAAUAACGCUUUGCUCUAAUAACCGAAUUUUUCGACAAUAUAAAAGUUUUCCUGGAAAUUAUAUUUUGGCUGCGCAUAUCUGGAAUACAUUUCUUGGCAAGACUCGUUAUUUCUAAGGUUUCCGUGUAAAAUUAGCGAUGGCAUUUGUAUCUCAUUAAUUAAGCAUGUAGUUUUUUGUGCGCCAAGAAAUUUAAUUUUUUCUUGAAGGGGAUUAUGUAAUUAUCGACAGAUAUAUGUAGAUAAGUAUCUUUUAUGCGUAACAUGUAUUUCUGCGUAGCAAUUAAACAUGUACAUGCACACAAUAUACAGACAACUAUCCAUUCCAUACAAAAGUAACUCGGGAAUUAAAAAAAAGGCAUUUAAAAACGCGGCGUGGUUCGAGCAUUCCAGCCGCAACAACGCCGCGUGCGAGUUGCUGUACCGACGGAAGCUGCUGUACCGUCGGUUUUUAAACGGUUUUCGAAUUUCUAACGAGAAGCACGCCGAAAAGUGCGAAAUCAGCUGUUUAGCCACGAUGAACCUUACGUUGCGCUAAGAGUUUUUACUUUGACUGACUGAGACAAAGUAUCAGAACAAGUGAGUAAGAAAGAGAAAACGCCAGAUUGACGUCUACGAAAGAAAACAUGAGCAUUACCGGCAAGCAGCUUUACGACAAGGUUCGCGGGCUGCGACCGGACCUGUCAUCGGGGAUCACGUCGGAGAUCUUGAGCAAGGCUUGCGACGACCCGAGCGUGCAACCUUUCCUGAAAUGGUUCUGCAAGAACGUCAGCGACGCCAACAUCCUCUCUGACGAAGAGAUUAAAUUAAAGAAUGCAGCACAUGAGGCGGGCGAGUGGUUGGAAGGUGAAGCGCUGGAUGCUGCGUUGGAGGAAGCCACCAAAGACUGCCCGGAUCUGCUGCGACUUGUUGACAGCUUGGACGACAAAGAAGAUUUACUCGCCGAGUACGAAGAGCUACAGGAAAGCUGCAGGGAAGAUGAGGAGUAUCUUCACUUGUUGAAGCACAGUAUGAAGAAUCUAAAGGAAGUUGAGAAUAAACUGGACGAUGAUAUCGAGGAAGCGGAAACCAUGCUGGACAGGGAACGUAUCGAGACAGAGAAAGCCUACGACGACUGCAGCAUGAUUCUGAAAGAAUUUGACAGGGACAACUGUCAGUUCUCUAAGGAUGUCGAGAUUCUUCUGAACGUAUAUGCGAACGCUUUCAAAAAUCAAGGCAAUGCAAUUUUGUGGUCACAGAUGCCCACGGAUUUGUUUGUCAAGCAAGUAGAGCUUUAUAAUCAUUACCUGGAAAUUCACGUGAGGAAACAGUUCGGGAAUGCCAACAAGGAGGAGCAGAACGAAGAUUCAGACUACACGUCUCUGAUGAACGACAGUAGGGAGAAACAAGUUCACGAGAAGAUGCACGAGUUAGCUCUAUGCAAGGCAAAUUUAACGGAUUCCAAAGUACAAGAAAUCAGCGCUGCUAGUCGAGAGGAAUCUCUGGUGGUGAUGUUGCAGUGCGUGCAGGAUAUUUAUAACGACGGAAGCUUGAAGGUACCGAAGGACAUUCAAUUGCAAGAUGAGAUGCGCGCGUUGCGCAUGAAGAGGGACUUCUUGGAGCAGAGCGUCGAGGUCCUGCGGGACCAACAGAUCCCGGAGGUAACGCACUUCGCGGAGAUGGAGAUACUGAGGAUCCUGAAGAACGACGCGCUCGCCCGGCUCGAACGGAGGAAGGCUCGGCUCGAGAAACUCAAGACCUUGUUCUCGCUCGCGGGGAAACACGGACACGUGCACGUGGAUCUGCUGUGCGUGUUGAUGGAGAUGCAACGCCGCUGCCUGCACGAGAUUGUCGAAUUCGUCGCCGACGCUCGACAUUACAUCGCCACAGAGUACAAGCUCUCCUCCACGAGAUGCCAAAUCAUGCAGCAACUGCAGGACGAGUAUGCGACCCUCGUAACGCGAUCUCCGGACACUCACGUGUUUAAUCAAAUAUUCGUCGCCAUGAUGCUCGGCAGCGAUCCCUUGGAUGGGUCGCUCUCUUCCGCAUUGAAAAAAUACGACGACCUGCUGGCCGAUAAUGCAGAAAAGAAGAAAUCAAUACUGGAAACGUAUCUGAAUAACAAAGUCGGCGAAUUAAAGAGACUGGAGAAUGAAGCCGACAAGGAUUACUUGGCCGAGAUACAAACUGGACCAACGAUUAGCCUCAAGCCAAUCUCGUAUGAGAUAAGCAGCAAGUGCGAGGAGAUAUCCGCCCUCGUUCGUGAGUUACAAGACGAUAUAACGAGGAUCAGGAGUCAGUUCAAGGAACGAAUGAGGAUGGAUGCCAAUCUGGAACGUGAGAAGGACAUACUGUGGCAGAGAUUCUUGGCAGAUCCGGACACGUUACGAACAAAAUACGAGGAAGCGAAACAGAAAGCGAAUGAGUCUCACUUCGGAGAUUCGUCGGAAGGUAAGCCGAGCUCGUGAGCCUGGGACAAAAUAUCAAAUAUAAAAAUAUUAUAUCUAACGUAUCGCUAUUGUUGUACAAACGUUGCGUAGAUUUCAGCGGAGGCUUCGACUUUCGCGUUUUUUGUAUUUUUGAUAAUUAAAAUGAUAGACCAAUCUAA